UUGAUAUCAUGUACUGGAGGAGAUGUUGCAACUGAUUGCGAUGUAGACGUCAUGGAAGCUAGUAUUGGUGAAAGAACAGAUGGUGCAGCAAAGAUUGAUUGUGUUGUAGACGUCAUGGGAGCUAGUAUUGGUGAAGGAGAAGAUGGUGCAGAAAAAAUUAAUUCCGUUGUAGACGUCAUGGGAGUUGGUACUGCUGGUUGUGGCGGAGAUUCCACAUAA
Messenger RNA from Parnassius apollo (apollo), 219 nucleotides. Lineage: Eukaryota; Metazoa; Arthropoda; Insecta; Lepidoptera; Papilionidae. The record is from the annotation of a GenBank genome assembly.